AUGCUAUUAGAUAAAGAACAAGUCAUAAGAGUAAGAGAUCUUGAUAAUAAUGACAAUAACAAAAAAGAAGAAGUUGAAGAUAAAUUUGAGGAAGAAGAAUUAGAGAAACAAUUGUAUACAAUUUUGAAGUUUGAUGAUGAAAAAGAUAAAAUUAUGAUAGAAAAAGAAAGAGAUAUUGAACGAUCGGAUGAAGAAAUAGUAUUCUAUGGUGGAAAACCUGCUGCAGGCUGUAGUAGAUUACAAGAUUGGAAAUUUAAAAAAGAUCAGAACAAGCAGAUAGUAAAACUGCUUAAUGAAAAUUUUGACUUUUAUACUCAAAGCAUUUCUGAAUUAGAGCAGACCGAUAUAAUCCAUCACCAUAUCCUGACGCAAGAUGUCUGGCCAGUAUGA
Messenger RNA from Racocetra persica, 390 nucleotides. The record is from the annotation of a GenBank genome assembly. Lineage: Eukaryota; Fungi; Glomeromycota; Glomeromycetes; Diversisporales; Gigasporaceae.